GUCAGCGUAUGUGUAUGUGUGUGUAUGUACAUUUAUUGUAAAAGCUAACUGUUUUAUUGUCAGCGAGAAUGUCGUAUAAUAGUUUUAAAAAGGAGCACACUAAGAAGCAGCAGACUCCUAAGGGAUGUUGCUGCAAGCGGUCGCAAUGCAUUAAGAACUACUGUGACUGUUAUCAGUCCAUGACCACCUGCUCAAUUUAUUGUAAAUGCAUUGGCUGUCGCAAUACGGAGGAGCGUAUAGCGGUGGCCUCGCCGCCUAAGAAGUCAGCGAUGGCAGCGAAGAGAGAACGAGCUGCUGCUUUGAGCGCCAAGGCGGCCGCAGCUGCAGCCAAGGCGGGCAUUAAUAUACACCUUAAGCCUGCGCCAGGCUCGGCAGCGUUUGUAGGACAGAAAUUCAAUGGACCUGCUAAGCAAACCAUAAAUUUGCCACAGCAACCGCAAAUAUUUCAACUGCCCGAUGCAGAUCUGGAUAAUAUUAUAACAUUGCCUCCACCAAAUGUGUCGUUAUUGUCAAAGAAAGCUCCGUUCCAGGCAGCGCUGCCUGCGCCACAAACACCUAAGAAUGUCAACAUCAUAAAGCAGCCCACCAACGUAGCAUUGCUGGAAUGCAUUCUGGCACAGGCCAGCGAGGCCGAGCAGUUGGGCAUGACUGAGCUGCAAGUGGGUCAACUGGUGCUUCACGAAUUUGCACGCGGUCUGCAGGCCAUCAUUAAUACUUACAAUGUUGAAUAAAGUUGGCAGUUAGC
Messenger RNA from Drosophila busckii, 745 nucleotides. Its product is annotated as protein lin-54 homolog. The record is from RefSeq and is a predicted model, not a curated record. The coding region runs from base 69 to 731 and encodes 220 amino acids. The transcript is spliced from 2 exons. NCBI's taxonomy places the organism in Eukaryota, Metazoa, Arthropoda, Insecta, Diptera, Drosophilidae. Gene Ontology annotation, cellular component: nucleus. Gene Ontology annotation, biological process: regulation of DNA-templated transcription.